AUGGGCUUUCUCGGGCAGCUCUUUGGCCUCCAUGGCAAAGGCACGAUCCGCGUAAGCGUCGACAAGCCGCAUUACAUUUCGGGCGAACUCAUCACGGGCUCUCUCCAAGUCGACGUGCUCGAGCCCAUCGACUGCAACGAGAUUAUCGUCAUUGUCAAAGGCAAGGAAAAGGUGUCGUGGACCGAGCACGAGAGCAGGACUGACGACCACGGCCAUGAAAAGGCUGUCGAACUGAAAUUGAGCGAACGCCACAAAAUUUUCAAUCAAAAGCUCGUGUUGUUCAACGUCGAACACCACAUUUCACCAGGCCAGUACGUCUACCCGUUCCAGUACCAACUGCCCAUGG
This is a messenger RNA of Saprolegnia parasitica CBS 223.65, 346 nucleotides long. RefSeq lists its product as hypothetical. The transcript has 3 exons. Lineage: Eukaryota; Oomycota; Saprolegniomycetes; Saprolegniales; Saprolegniaceae. Gene Ontology annotation, cellular component: cytoplasm. Gene Ontology annotation, biological process: protein transport. The record is from RefSeq and is a predicted model, not a curated record. The annotation marks the transcript as partial.